CCCCAACGCGCCAGUGAGUGCAGUGGAAAGUUCAAGUGUCGUGGGUGCUAAAUCGCCGAGAAUGGAGCAGGCAUGACGCACCCAAAUUUUCAAACCAACGGGGCCAGUUUAGAGGAUUGCCACACUAACUUCUUCGCUCUGACGGAACUUUCGGGCAUCAAAUGGCGUAAGCUGGUGUAUUGCGAGUUGGGGGGUGGCGGUGCCGCCUCCGGCCAUUGCAGCGGCGGCGGAGGAGGCGGCGAACCCCUUGAAGAUCCGGUGUUACGCAGCUACGCCCGUUGUCUCGCCGCCGAUAUACUUUGCGUGUGGCGGCGGGUUUCAACGCCACGUUCGACCGAUAUGUUCGAACCGGGACCACCACCGCCGCCACCACUUAGUCUUUCGACAUCGAAAGAACUAUGGAUUUUCUGGUAUGGAGAGGAACCCGAUCUGGGGGUUCUUAUCGCACCGGAACUUAACACUCCUGAUUCGGAGCAGGGUUCGUGGGAGAGCGGCCUGUCCUACGAGUGUCGAUCUCUCCUCUUCAAAGCCUUGCACAACCUGAUCGAGCGUUGUCUCCUCUCUCGCGAUUUUAUCAGGUUGGGAAAAUGGUUCGUUCAGCCGUACGAAGGUCCAAAGAAGAACGACUUCACCAUGACUCAUUUAUCGUUCUCUUUGGCGUUUUUCGUGCACGGCGAGAGUUCCGUAUGUGCAAGCGUCGACGUACGCCAACAUCCACCAGUUCGAAGACUCACCAGAUUGCAUUUGCAACAAGCUCAAUCCUCAACUUCUGGUCUCAAAGUGAUUUUGGCUCCGUAUGGACUUGCGGGGACUUUAACCGGUCAAAGUUUCAAGUCUUCGGACCAAACCUCACGUUUGCUGGAAGAUUGGAGCCACUUUUAUCCAUUGGAUAAGAGUAGCAGUUUGACGGAUAGCAGUGUGGUGGAAGUCAUUGUCGGAGGUGUUAAAAUGAAGUAUCCGUCGUGCUAUGUUCUUGUCACCGAUCUGGACGAUAACGUCAAUUCGGCAAUGAAUUGUACGGGGGUUAAUCCGCCUAAUGGGCUCGUCAAGAACGGAACGAGUUCACCGAUACUGACCCAAACACCACCCCCAUCUCCGAUCCAAAUCAACAGUAGGGUGCCCCAACCAGGGCCGUAUUCGGUCUCGGUGGAACACCUCUUAUCCAUGUCACGCGACGAAACUGCCGCCACUGUUCUGCCCGAAAGGGCAUGGCAGGAGUGCAUCCAUGGGGGGCCCCCAGGCUGCACCCCCCAACCAACUUCCAAUACACCGCACGAAUUCACCGGCCAAUGGGAUUUCGUCGAUCCAAUCAAACGCGCCAAUUGUACCUGUUCUAAGUGUAGAAAGUACGUGGGCAGCAUGACCAGCAAUAAAUGGAGCACCGGGGCCACCACCAAGACAACCAACUCGCCCCGGCCUUCGAAGGCAGUACGGGGACGUGUACCUUUCCACAGGCGCUCCCCCGUACCUGCAGACUCCGACAGAUGCUCUGGCUCCUACACGCCUCAAGGGGGCCCACCGUCGUACCCUCGCACGCAGGAAUCGGUGGCCAUCCCAUCGGUGGGGAGCCCCCCAUCGGUGGCCCCCUCGCCACUACCCAACCCCCACUCGCAACCGGCUUCGGUGCCGCCUGGAGACCAAACCAUGCCGAUGUUGUCGCCCCAUCCGCCCACGUUGCUUCCGUCACCAGUUGAAAAGACACACACCCCCGACCAUCCCCCCAAAAGCGUUGAAAGUACGGCAAACAGCCCCAGUUGUCCGACUGAUGCAAAAAACGAACAAGUGACGAACGUAACGAGUGUUCCCGUGUUAAAAAGACCGGUUUUGAGUGUGAAAGAAUACGAAAGUUCGUUAGGGGAUGAGGAACAGACUUUGGAAAUGCUUUAUGAUUAUUCGACGUUAGAAGCUUGGUUGAAUCAUCCGGUUAAGCGGUUUAAGCCGGACGGUAAGGAAAACAAGAGGAAUAGACUCGGGAAAAAUGAUAUUUACUCAAUGUACAACCACAAUGGUGUCACUGUAAAUAACAACGACGUAACGAACAAUUUCAAUACCAAAAAUCAAUUUAUUAAGCAGGAAAUUAAGCAAGAAAUGACUGAAAGUGAAUCAACGACGCCGCUCGGGCCGAUGCAAGGUCAUGGGGUUAAGAGGCCUGGAGAUCCGUACGAGUUCGAUGAAGAGGGCGCCGGUUCAGCCUGCAUUGAUGGGUUCAAACGCGGGCAAACGGUGGUCAAAGAGGAACCCAAAGAUUCGAAAAAAAUCAGUACUGGAAAUUUGUUUACAAGCGAAGGCUUGCAACCGAGCUACAAAGAUCUCGAACAGAUUUUUGAUAACAAUUCUGACGAUACGAGUAGCGAUGAAGCUAUUCAGGUUCAAACGCCGCCAGGUUCGACGACUUUGAACCAUCACGAGGAUAAUAAAAGACUUUCGGGACAUGGAGGGUGUCCCACAAUGGGGUGUUUAAGGCCCGAAGAAUUGAGUAAAAUGUUUCCAACACCUCCAAGUCUCGAACAUAAUCCGAUCGCGUCGCCUUGCGGACAAAUGGAUUUAGCACUGCCAGAUUAUACGGAUUUAGGGAUAGUCAGGACCAAACAGGAGAUUUAUCCCAAUAUGGGGAGUCCCCCGGAGGAACACAUAGACGACUGGACGUACGUUUUCAAGCCGCCCGUCUUGUGUAAAAUGGUGGGUUCUAGCAAAUACGCCCCUUUGACGAACCUGCCCAGUCAAAGCCUUCCCGUGGUGACCCUCCCAUCGUACUGCGUCUACAAACCAUCAUGGAUACAACACGCCGAAAAACCCCUCCAACAGCUCCCACCACCGUCCACCACCCAGCCUUCAAUCCCCAACAACCUCCACCAAAACUCCUUCCCUCCCAGUCCCCUACAUGGCGGCUUCCGGCAACCACCACCUCCCUACGAGCUCCCAAGUCCGGCAACGUCAACCGCCAGUUCCUACCUUAACAAAAACCUGAAUUCGGUCGAAGCUGUUCCCACACCGUCAGUGCAAAGGACACCCGAAGCGAAUUCGCUCGCUCUAAACAUCCUCCUAACCGACACCGCAUCGAAUAUUUUCCGUGAUCAUAACUUCGAUAGUUGUACGUUGUGUGUGUGCAAUGCUGGCGGCCGUGUCGUCGGUAACAUUCGUGGCGCCGACGCCGGUGUUUAUUUGAUAAGUUCGUCCUGUGAUAAAACGCAAAGUAGUGUUCAACAACCGAGCAGUCCAUUCCCCGGGGCCUGUUUGGGACAACCGCCUCCUUACGGCAUGCUCUCGCCGCCCCACCACCACCAGCAGCAACUGCUCGUCGACGAGGACGGCAUUCGGUGCAGUUGCGGCUUCUCGGCCGUCGUCAACCGCCGGCUGGCCCACGGAAGUGGUCUCUUCUACGAAGACGAGAUGGAAAUCACCGGCAUUGCCGAAGACCCCGGCGAGAAGAAAAAACCCUCGUUGUUGUCGUUCCUCAUCGCGAGCAAUUCGAUUAAACUCGACCCGAGCAUCGACCGGGACCAGGUCGAUGUUUUACCGCACGGUCUCCUGGAAUUGAUCCGGGAACAGUGCGUUGUGAUCCCGAAUACGGCGAACGCCCUCUGUCGGGCAGCCAAAUACGUCUGCACCAAGCAAACUUUCAACAAUAUUCACGUCCUCGAAUACUCCGAUAGUAACGAAGUUACGACAAUAGCCCUGGAACAAAGUAAAAGUAGCUACGACUUGGCCGUCUGUAAGGUCGAGGAUAAGGCGAAGCCGGCCGUUGGUUACGCCGUCCACCGGUGGCCGUUCCUGCGGGCCAACGGCCCGCAGUGCAACCAGGACAUCGUCCGGGUCAUGCGCUCCCUGCAACCGCUCCUCCAGGAAGCCAUCCAGAAGAAAUGCCAGACGCGCCUCUGGGAGGCCCCCAGUGCGGUCAAAGGCCCGCUCACCUGGCGCCAGUUUCACCGGCUUGCCGGGAGAGGCACCGACGACCGCUGCGAGCCCCAGCCCAUACCGUCCGUGGUCGUCGGCCACGAGAAGGACUGGCUGUCGGUGUCGCCUUAUGCCAUCCAGCACUGGGAAAGCUUGCUGCUUGAGCCGUAUUCGUUCGCCCGUGAUGUGGCGUACAUUGUGGUGGCGCCCGAUAACGAUGCGAUACUUCCACGUGUUCGGACCUUUUUCAAGGAGCUGUCCACGGCGUAUGAGAUGUGCAAGUUGGGGCGGCAUAGUCCCAUCACCAAAGUGCUGCGCGAUGGGAUUUUAAGGGUGGGGAAGACGGCCAAAGCUAAAUUAGGGAAUGAACCUGUCGAGGAGUGGUUUACGCUGCUGGGGGAAGGGGAAAUUACGGAUAUGUUGAAGUUGUACGCGCAGGUGUGUAAGCAUCAUCUAGCGCCACAUUUGCAACAAGUGCCGAUGGAUAAGACGUUGCUUGAUCCGCCACAAGAGAGUGGGGAUAAGCCGGCACCGAGUCCCAUGCCACCGCCGAGCACGCCCGAUGGGGGACAGGCGGCGGAGAAGGCGCCCAGUACGCCGAAGAGUGACCAAGAUGGAGACGGCAUGAAAGAAUCCACACCUCAGGCAAACACAAACGCCGAAAAUUCGUACGAUGACGACGAACGCGAGGUUCCCUCCGUUGUAGUUUACCUCGUUGAGCCUUUCUCACUAGGUUCCGACCAACCGGAACUCCAAAGACUAGCCUGUCUGGCACUCCUUCGUUGUUUUCAGUCGGUUCUUGCCGCCGUACCCGAAAACAUCCGAAACAACAUCAGUGUCCAGAUCAUUUCUUUGGAAAGUAUCGUCGAAUUGGGCCGUGCCAGAGAUUGGACGCGUCUCAGCGACCACAUGCGCGCCCUCUCCUUGAACAUUUUCAGCCAAUGUCGGCGCCUUUUAGUCCACACGAACAACGUCAAGUCGUUGACUGGCUUUGGAACGGCUGCUAUGGCCGAUCUGUUUUUAAAGAGCAAAGAUGACAAAAAUCGCGCUGCCUACAAACUAUACACUCCGCCGUACAUUCUCGCCCCAAUGCACGAAAAAAUCGAAGCGGUGGAGUCGUUCGGCAAAGGCAGCGGAGACCAAGCCUCCGUCCUCUAUCUCAGUUACUGUCUCUCGGAAGAUCAAAGCUGGCUACUGGCCGUUGCCACCGACGAACGUGGCGAAAUUUUCGAAACUGUCACAAUCAACAUAGACAUACCGAAUCGUAGCAGGCGGAAAAAAGCGUCAGCACGUCGUAUUGGCCUUGAGAAAUUGAUGAACUUUAUCUUGGGUGUGAUGUCACAAAGUGUGCGUCCAUGGCGAUUGGUUGUUGGUCGCUUGGGACGGAUCGGUCAUGGGGAAUUGAAAGGUUGGAGUUGGUUGUUGAGUCGAAAAAAUCUUCUAAAUGCGUCGAAAAAUCUCAAAGAGAUUUGUAAUCAGUGCUCGUUGAUGUAUCCGACUUCGGUUCCGUGUAUUUUGAGUGCUUGUUUAGUGAGUCUUGAGCCGGAUUCGGUGUUGAGACUUAUGCCAGAUCAGUUCACACCAGAUGAAAGGUUUAGUCAAGUCAGUGUUAAUUCGCAAUUGUCGACACCGCAAGAUGUGAGCUGUACGCAUAUUUUGGUCUUUCCGACCAGUGCCACCACGCAGUCGUCGCAAACCACGUUUCAGGAACAGCACAUCACGCCUGAGCUCGGCGACGACGAGCUCUUCAGCGCCUUCACCGCCGAAGACAUGCCCGAAGGCAUCGACAGCAUGAACGACUUCAGCGACAUCUUCAACUGGACGGACACGGGUCCUGGAGGCGGCCAAAGUCCCACGGGAAGUCCAAGACGUGAAGAAUCAGGUCCUGGAAGUCCCAACUGUGGGGUGAACAACGGCCGACCAGGCAGUCCGUUCCACUGCGGUGCCACAAACUCCAAAGGAAACGAACAAGUCGAAGAAGUCGGCACGUUAUUACAGCAACCUCUAGCCUUAGGCUACUACGUCUCGACGGCACCCACCGGCCGCAUGCCGAAGUGGUUCUGGGCGUCGUGCCCACACCUCGAAGGGAUUUGUCCGGCGUUUCUGAAAAACGCCUUGCAUUUGCACAGUCCGAGCAUACAGCAGAGUUCCGACGACUUGUUCCAGCAGGCGGCCGUCACGUCGCAUCCGCUGGACUCGCAGUACACCACCGAUGUUUUAAGAUACGUACUUGAAGGCUACAACGCUCUGUCUUGGCUAGCGCUGGAUUCGAACACGAAGGACCGAUUGUCUUGUUUGCCUGUGCACAUGCAGGUCUUACUGCAGUUAUAUCACACUACAGCAGCGCUUUUGUAAACCACUGAACUAGUUGGGGCUUUAAUUUAUUUCGAUUGGGCGAGUUGUUGACUCUGAAUAUCGGCUUUUGUUGUUAAGUUUUACUAGUGGUCGUGACGCGGCAGAGAACGAAUUGAAUAGAAUACUCAUCGUGACGUAAUAGAUAUUUUGUUUUGUUGUGUAACAAUGCCAAUCCCUUUUAAUUAAGUGUACAAACAAGGAAAUUGUGAUAUUUAGAGGUUAAUUUAAGCGUAAAUCCGAACGCCGAAAGUUUCAUUAACUGCCAGUUACUUCAGUGUUUUGCAAAGUGUGUUAUUGUUAUUUUAUUUGUUGUUACUUUGCGGUUUAAAUUUUGAAUAUUGUAAAGUUGUAAAUUGUGUACAAGAAAUAAUUUAUUUUUCUGUUGUUGUAUAUAAACAUGUACAAAAGUGAAACCGAGAUACUUAGACUGAACUAGGCAAAUUACUAUCAAAAUUUUAUGUAGACCACUCAUCGACAUUUGUUGGUAAAUAAUCAAACCAAGUUUGCCAAAGACAGAUGGAGAUUGGACUUUGGGUACAAUCGUGUCUAUGUACAUAAACCAACGUAAGACAUUUUAGGACAAUUUGUACAUAAGGAAAUACUUAAUCAAAAGUUUCUGUCAAUUUGCUACGUUUUACAAUAGUCCUAGCAAAUGUUAUAACCGAUGUACGUAUAUUGAAUGUAAUAAAUAUGUAUUAAAUACUGGGGCCAAUGGUUUAAACGUAUCUUAUAAAACUUGCCUCAGAGGUUUAUCACUCGGGUGUUUCAGUGGCAUGUUGACGGCCUGUGCAUGAUUUCGUUACCUAUUUAGUAAUAAUGGAAAGUCUUACCAACGUACUUAACAAAGAUCUCAUCAACCGUAUGUUGGUAACGAUGUUUGUUUCCCUCUUUCACCAUACUGUGAUUUUGGUUGCUCUGUGGAGUCGGUAAUCUAUGCAAAACAACUAACUCUUAACAGUAUUUUAUAUCUUGUAACGUCUGGCGAUUCGCUCCUUACUUACCUGCUAUCAUUAUUUAUAUACUUAUUUAAUUUCUACAUAAUAUAUUUUUAUUAUGGACGGUAUAGGACUGUUAUUGUUCAAAUAGAGAGACGUUCAACAUUUGUACUGUACAUACAUAGCUACUGUUGUAUAAGAAUAUGUCAAUUUUAGGGAAUUGGGAUUUAUAGUUAAAUAAAUUUGUAAAUAUUUUAUUGACAUUAGUUGAAAUAGUAAAUACACAUAAAAUGUUAAUAACUUUAUAAAUAAUUAUAUACAUAUAAUUAGGUAUUAUUAAUAAAUCGCUCCAUGAGUAUA
Tribolium castaneum (red flour beetle) is the source of this 7544-nucleotide messenger RNA. It is a transcript of the gene skd, whose product is annotated as skuld. The coding region runs from base 73 to 6249 and encodes 2058 amino acids. Gene Ontology annotation, cellular component: mediator complex. Gene Ontology annotation, molecular function: transcription coactivator activity. Gene Ontology annotation, biological process: positive regulation of transcription by RNA polymerase II. The record is from RefSeq and is a predicted model, not a curated record. The transcript has 15 exons. NCBI's taxonomy places the organism in Eukaryota, Metazoa, Arthropoda, Insecta, Coleoptera, Tenebrionidae.